GACAGUUUAGUCUAAAAUGGAUUCAGACUUAUUCUUAUCUAUUAUUGCUUUACAAAAACAAAUAAUAAAAGAAAGAAAUAAAACAUCAAUUUUAAAAUUAAAAAAGUUAGUGAUGCUUUUCUUAUUGUGCCAAAAAAAUGAACAAAAUAAAAUAGUAAAACGAAAAUAUUGGGUUCAUCCAAUUUUUUCCAACAAAAUGCGGAAACAAUAUGGAGCAAGUAACACUCUUAUAAAAGAGUUGCAUUUUCAUAAUGACGACAAAUUCAUUAAUUAUUUUCGCAUGAAUAUGGACACAUAUAAAAAAUUAUUAAAUAUUAUUGGACCACAUAUAACAAAACAAAAAUGUAUUCGAGAUCCAAUACAACCAAAUACGCGUCUAGAAAUAUGUCUCCGUUAUUUAGCCUCAGGAGACAGUAUGAAAUCUCUUUCCUAUAUGUUUCGUAUAGGGACUAGUACGAUUUCAAAAAUUAUAUUUGAAACUUGUGAUGUAAUUUGGAACGUAUUACAAGAUAAAGUUUUUCCACAAUUUAAUAAAGACUUGUGGGAACAUAUAGCAAGUAAAUUUGAAGAAAAAUGGAAUUUCCCACAUUGCAUAGGAGCUAUGGAUGGAAAACAUGUUAUGUUACAAGCUCCUCCUAACAGUGGGUCAAUUUAUUAUAAUUACAAGGGUCAGCAUAGUUUGAAUUUAUUUGCACUAUGUGAUGCAGAAUAUCGUUUUAUCGUGCUGGACAUUGGAGCAGAAGGACGACAAAGUGAUGGUGGGGUAUUCAGAAAGAGCAAAUUAUAUUCUGCAUUAGAAGAAAAUUUGUUGCAAAUUCCACCACCAAAAAUUGUUAAUGUCAGAGGCCCUGUAUUACCAUAUGUAAUUGUCGCAGAUGAAGCCUUUGGCUUGAAAAAUUAUUUAAUGCGACCAUAUUCCCGAAGCCAAAAUCUUGAUCGAAAAAAGAAAAUUUUCAACUACAGAUUAAGUAGAGCAAGACGUACUGUAGAAAGUUCCUUUGGAAUAUUAACUGCAAAAUGGCGAAUCUACAGGAAACCAAUUAUAGCAUCUAUUACUUUAAGUAGAAAAAUUGUGCAAGCAACCUGCUGUUUGCACAAUUUUAUAAUUAAUCAUGAAAAUAGUUAUAAAUAUUAUUCUACUUUAACACCAGUUGAUGCAAAUGUUGCAAAUGAAGCUCUUCAAGACAAUAUAAAUGAAAUAAAUUCUUACUCUAAAAAUGCGGCUAUGAUAAGAGAUAAAUUUGCUGAUUAUUUUGUAAAAGCUGGAGCAGUUACAUGGCAAUGGGAAAAAGCGUUUCGUAAUGAAUUCUGAAUUUUUUAUUUUAAAUAAGUAU
Monomorium pharaonis (pharaoh ant) is the source of this 1334-nucleotide messenger RNA. RefSeq names its product protein ANTAGONIST OF LIKE HETEROCHROMATIN PROTEIN 1-like. The transcript is spliced from 2 exons. Lineage: Eukaryota; Metazoa; Arthropoda; Insecta; Hymenoptera; Formicidae. The record is from RefSeq and is a predicted model, not a curated record. The coding region runs from base 17 to 1312 and encodes 431 amino acids.